Molecule: messenger RNA, 293 nt
Organism: Symbiodinium sp. CCMP2592
Lineage: Eukaryota; Dinophyceae; Suessiales; Symbiodiniaceae
Source: the annotation of a GenBank genome assembly
GUUUGGGCCAGGUGUCGCCCCUCUUCAGUGCGCUAAAGGAAGCCAGCGACUGUGGCAACGCCUUUGCCUGGGAGCCAUUUCUCGAUGCCUGUCAACGAGGGUUGCUCAAGGAGUGGGUGAAGGUGGCCAUCAACUCCCUUCCUCGUGAGCACAGCCAGGGACAGGUCUUCGUCGCAAGCCGACAAUGGCAGGUGGUUCCGCCAGGGGCAGCUUGCCCAGCCGGUCUAGAAUUUCGAAUGGACAUGGCCAGCGGCCACACCAUGGCUCGCCUGCCCCAGAAGGCGACCAGCUGA